AUGGCCGAAGCACGCCCUGCUAACGCACGGGCCCGGAAAAAGGUGACCUGGUGGCUGCGGAUGAAAUACAGGCUGCUACGCCUCACCUCACCACUCCGUCUCCGCGGCAGUAUUACCCGUCUUAGCCAUCACAACAAGCGGCCUUUUCUCUCACUGCUUCGUCUUUGCCUGCCUACAACCUCCCUAACUUGGUCAUUCCCUGUUCCAGAACCUCUCUCCCCAAGUACCCUUAUUACAGACCCAUCACUUUGCUGGAAGAGACGUAUAGAGGGGGAUAUUAAAAACCUACAAGAUAUUCCUAUCUGGCGCUCUCGAGAUACCCCCCUCCGCUCUUUAUACCGUCUCUAUGAGGCUGUAAUGGCGGGUGAAGAGUUCUUCGUUGUUAUUGGCUAUGAAACGGAAUACUUUUGGUAUCAAAACCGGACUUCCUGGGAGCCUCAAUAUAUACCAGACCCAGCUGACCCUGACCCUCUUCGCUAUGCUAUCCUUGCCUGUAUUGCAGAGGCAUUAGUAUUGGCAUUAAACUGGCGGUUAAGUCUUGGUAUGAGGAGGAAUGGAAACCAUAUACAUCGCCAGACCGGUAGUGACCCUUACCCACCUUACAACCCCUUGCUUAUGCCCUCCUGGGUAAGAAACGUGCCUCCAGUAUCAACCGAGUACCUACGCUUAACUAUACCUGCCAACAAACUUGAUUCUGAUGGGCGCCUGGUACUUAUAGACGGGGGGAAGAGCGAGAUAUUUCGCAAGAGGAACAUUAUUGCUUCUGAAUAUAGAUUCUACACUAUAUAG
Molecule: messenger RNA, 789 nt
Organism: Trichophyton rubrum CBS 118892
Lineage: Eukaryota; Fungi; Ascomycota; Eurotiomycetes; Onygenales; Arthrodermataceae
Exons: 1
Coding region: 1-789 (262 amino acids)
Source: RefSeq, a predicted model, not a curated record